CUUUGUGUCCUGAGUAAAUAAUUAAAUAUGUUCCUUGGCUGUGGUUCAGUGAGAUUAUGUUGGGAUUACUGAAUUAAAAGUGAUUUUAUAUUUAUCAACAAUUUAUUUCAUCCCAAUGUUAUGAAUGAAAUAUAAAUUCAAAUAUUAUUUACUGACUAUUACAAUAAUUCGUUUCAUUUGUUAAAUAAUAUUGUGAUCAAUUCACAUGAAUACCUAACCUAAAAUAACAAUUCGAGUGGUGCGGAAUAUCUCGUUUCAUUUAAUUAAAUACAAGGUUGUGCUUCUAUUUUUUAUUUAGAUAAUUCUCUAUGUUAUUAAUUAUUAAGUUCAGGAUUUGUACCUUAGAAGACUCGGCUAAAUAUAGAAUUGCCAAAAUAAGUACAUAAAAUGAAGUUAAUAACUCAUAAUAUGCUGACAUCGAAGUGUUUGAAGGGAGUUCUUACAGGUUAUCCCUUAGCUAUAAAUGCAACAGACGUUAAAGUGAAUGAGGUCGACUUUAACCCAGAUUUUAUAGCUCGUAUUAUACCAAAACUAGAUUGGGAAGUCCUAUGGAGGGCUGCAGACAGCUUAGGCCAUAGCGAAGGCCUGCCACAGGUCGUUGAAAGUAAUUAUGAAGCCAACCAGGAGUUUUUGAAGACAGCACAUAAAGUUCUACUCGAAGUAGAAGUUGAAGAGGGUUACCUAACCUGUCCUGAAUCGGGGCGACAGUUUCCAAUAACAAAAGGCAUACCUAAUAUGUUGUUAACUGAAGCUGAAGUGCAAUAAAUAGUUAAUCAAA
Bicyclus anynana (squinting bush brown) is the source of this 778-nucleotide messenger RNA. It is a transcript of the gene Trmt112, whose product is annotated as multifunctional methyltransferase subunit TRM112-like protein. The coding region runs from base 388 to 765 and encodes 125 amino acids. The record is from RefSeq and is a predicted model, not a curated record. The transcript has a single exon. Gene Ontology annotation, molecular function: protein heterodimerization activity. Gene Ontology annotation, biological process: rRNA (guanine-N7)-methylation; peptidyl-glutamine methylation; tRNA methylation. NCBI's taxonomy places the organism in Eukaryota, Metazoa, Arthropoda, Insecta, Lepidoptera, Nymphalidae.